Molecule: messenger RNA, 1567 nt
Organism: Austrofundulus limnaeus
Lineage: Eukaryota; Metazoa; Chordata; Actinopteri; Cyprinodontiformes; Rivulidae
Gene: zpd
Product: zona pellucida glycoprotein d
Exons: 10
Coding region: 321-1517 (398 amino acids)
Source: RefSeq, a predicted model, not a curated record
AUAACACCGGACUUUUAUAUCUGGAUGUUUCAACUCAAAAUUUGCAACAGCUUACAAAGAAAAGUCAUUCAGAAUUAUUUAAAAUUUUUUUAAUGUUUUGCAAACAAGUUAAGAUAAAGUCUGGAGUCUAAAAAUAAAAAAAAAUCUCUCAUUAUUUUAUUUCAGUAUGUCAGAAAUGGCACCAAAUAAAUUUGGGACUGAGUCAUCACAGCUCAGGUGUUUCUGAUUAGAGCUGCAGGUGUAGAAAGGCACCUGAGGGGAGGCGAGAGGCCCAGUCGACUUCACAUUCAGUCUGAAAUAUUUCCAUUUUUUUUACUGAAAUGAACCGAAAAGGCUUCGAGCUGGUCCUCGUGUUUUUCCUCGGCUUCAUGUGCAACAGAGUUGAUGGAAUCUGCAGUGUGGAGCAUUGUACCGACCCCACAACAUGUGUCCUGUCUGAGGACCAGAGGAGCUGCAAGUGUGCCCCCGGAUUUUAUUCAGACCUGUGUGACAAAAGUGCCCAGUUUAAAGUGAUGUGUGGUAAAGACUACAUGGCCAUCAGAGCGACUGAAGACUUUUUCACACACCUCAAAGUGCCAUURGAGUCCCUCCAUCUGCCCAACAAAGCCUGCCACGCUCAGAGAGAAGUUAUUGACAACGUCCCGUAUUACAUGUUCAAGAUUUCCAAAAAGAAGUACCUGAGCUGUGGAGGCCAGCCCUUCAAGAAAAACUCGACCCACUUGUUUUAUUCUGUGAGYGUCCGGUCAGAACCUCAGGUUUCUGGAAACAUCAUCAGAGAUCCGGUGGUGAAGAUGGACUUCAGCUGCGUCUAUCCUUACCUCAGGACAGUCAGUCUGCCUUUUCCGGUUCUUCCCAUUUCCAGUGAAACGAUGAUGCAAAUCAAUGAGAUGGACGCCACGAUCCGGAUGUUGUUGUAUUCAGAUGAAACKUACCUGAAGGCCUACAUGGUGACUCCAACCAUUGAGCUUAGAGACAAGGUGUAUGUGGAGGUGUCUGUGACAGAGCCUGCAGAUUACUUCUUGCUGCGGGUGGACGAGUGUUGGGCCACGCAGACCCCCCAGCCCAACUCUACAAAGGGACUGACUCACAGUCUGAUUCAUGACGGCUGUGUGGACGACUCCACCGUCUCCUUCCUGGACGUGAACGAGCUGACGUCUGGACAAAACGGGGCGAGCUCAAUCGUCCGCUACAGCUUCGACAUGUUCCGCUUCAUCACCGAGCCUCACGAGCUUUACCUGCACUGCACCGUGCAGCUGUGUGAGCUGGACGACCUGAAGUCCUGCCUGCCUAACUGCAACUCGGUGAGGAAGAGGGAAGCGUUGAGGGAAUAUCCUCACCACAGCCUCCUGUCUUAUGGACCCAUCAAGGUUGAAAUGCCAAACAAACCUCAGUCCAGCAUGUUGACCACAGUGGUGCUGCCCGUGGCCAGCGUCUGGACUCUGUGCUUCUUCCUCGCCAUCCUCAUCACCGUGGCCAAAGCAGGCAAGAGGCGGAUAACAAAGAUGGACGAGUUCUGAGGAYCAAGCUGCUGCUGGUGGCAAUAAUAAACUUUAACAAAGUCUUUAAA